Messenger RNA from Ramularia collo-cygni, 1377 nucleotides. RefSeq lists its product as uncharacterized. Gene Ontology annotation, biological process: protein phosphorylation. The transcript has a single exon. The coding region runs from base 1 to 1377 and encodes 458 amino acids. Gene Ontology annotation, molecular function: protein kinase activity; ATP binding. NCBI's taxonomy places the organism in Eukaryota, Fungi, Ascomycota, Dothideomycetes, Mycosphaerellales, Mycosphaerellaceae. The record is from RefSeq and is a predicted model, not a curated record.
AUGCAGCCAUACAACUGGAGACGUGGUCACCUCGACGACACGCCUUCGUGGCCUGUGUCGGAUCCUGCUGCACCACUACCGCUGCCCUACAAGUGGGUCGAUAGCGAGCAGCCAAAACACCAACCACUUCGCCAGCCGCUCUCACAUGUCWCUGAACCCCGUCAGCAUCCUUUGUGGAACAGUUUCGGGCCUGCACCAGGUGCUGCUCAGAACGAGAGUGUUCCAGAGACAAAGUAUGCCGCCCCCAUCCCGCUGCACAGCUACCGCGACCCUGUCAUCGAGCAAGCAGCCCGCAAACAUGCGCUGCCUCUGCCACGGCUGCCAGACUACCCACUCGGAGUAUCGCCAGCACCGCAGCUCAACCGACCGCGCUACAGCUCCUCCGAUGUGGCGCCCGACAUGGAGACUGUCGAGCGACUGCAGCUAGGCAAGAACCGCAUCCCACAUCCAGAACGACUCGUUACGGCCAACAGCGAGUACGACAUCAUCCGCCCUCUCGAAAGCCGCCCAGACGUUCUUGCUGCGGGUGGUAUGAACAUUGGCCUCUUUCUGAUCGAGCGCCGUCGGACUGGCCAGCUGUUUGUGCAGAAGCGUCUGCGCAUUCGGAAUCACCAUGACCACAAGCGAGCAAGCUUCGAGAUCGACGCCCUCUUCCAGCUCAAGAGAAGUCCUAGCAGCGUUCUUCAGAUUGAAGAGGCCGGUCAAAUGACCGGCAGUCCUUAUGCUAGCCUGGUCCUCGAGUACUGCGACAGUGGUACAAUCAGAGACCAUAUCGAUCGCUACACCGCUGAGAGAAAGUCGACACCAGAGCCGUUCGCUUGGCACAUUUUUGCCGGCCUGACAGCGGCACUAUGCGCAUGUCAUUACGGUGUCACGGACCCGGACGACACGCGGUYCGUACGUGGAUGGGAGGUUCUCUGUCACCUCGAUGUGAAGCCUUCAAACGUCUUCCUGACAUCGAAGGGCAGGAACAGCGCAUACCCAAGAGUGGUGCUGGGAGACUUUGGCUGUGCUGUUAAGGAAGAGGACAUCUACUCCGGUGCUGCACAGGAGAUGCUACAGGAGUUCUACACACCUGACUGGCUGCCACCAGAGAGCCGUCCUAUCUCCUACAGCAAGCGAGGUAUCGCCGCUUCUUGUGGCACACAUACCGACAUCUGGCAGGCGGGUGCUGUCAUCCAAGCAAUGUGCCGGCUUUUGGGUGCGCCGCAUCAAGGUCUGGUGGAAGAGGAGAGACCUUGUGGAGGAAAGUUCAGCGGCGCCUUGAACAAUGCGGUCACAUGCUGCAUGAGCACCAACCCCAAGGACAGACCCACGGCGUUGGACUUGGUAGCGGAGGUCAAGAAGGAAGUAGUCCUCCGUGGAAUGGUGUUUUGA